UUUAGCUAGUUGCUGCACUGCAGAUCCUCAUCAAGUUAGGAGCUCACAGCUCGCCUGAUGUCUCUGUGAACAUCGUGGAGAUUGAAACAGGAUCUCAACUUUUCUUGUCUGCUCUUUUGCCCCUCUGGAAAUUGAAUGUGCACCAUGGAGUCAACUGUUCAGUUGUGUUCAAAGGGCAGUUGCCUUGUGCCUAGGUGUUAGUGCUCACAAUGUCAGACCGAUUUCAGAGUCCCUUACAACGAUCAUCUGCGCUAAAAGGUGUGGCCACAGACAUUAGCCAACUGAUGGAGAAUCUUGAUACCAAUGAGCUACGUCUGGAAGGAGAUGAUGUGGACUUUGAUCCUGGCAAUGAUUCGAGAGAACCAAUUGGCUCUCAGAUUCCAUUCUCAGCCAUUUACAAGACCAAAUCCUUCAAGGAGCCUGAGAUUCAGGUGUACCUGACUGGAGAACCAAUCAAAGUUCAUGUUUUGGAGGUGGAACGAUUCACAUCUACAUCAAAGGUUCCAAGUCCUAACAUUUACACCGUUCAAUUGAAACAUGGAGAGUUCACCUGGAAGGUCAAGAGGAAAUUCAAGCAUUUUCAAGAUCUUCACAGAGAGCUUCUCCGAUACAAAGCCUUCCUCCGCCUGCCAAUCCCGACACGCAGUUACACAGUGAGGAGACAGACAGUGAAGAGAGGGGAGCCCCGGAAUAUGCCUACUCUGCCUCGCAGUUCAGACCUCAUCGUUAGAGAGGAACAGAUCUCGAGCCGCCGGAAGCAACUGGAAGAUUACUUGACCAAGCUGCUGAAGAUGCCUAUGUACAGGAAUUACCAUGCGACGAUGGAAUUUAUUGGUGUCAGUCAGCUCUCAUUCAUUCAUCAUCUGGGACCUAAGGGCCUGGAAGGUUUUGUAAUGAAACGUUCAGGGGGCCACAGGAUUCCAGGCCUUAAUUGUUGUGGGAGAAGUCAAAUCUGUUAUCGUUGGUCCAAGAGGUGGCUGGUAGUGAAAGAUUCCUUCCUCUUGUACAUGAAGCCAGACUCAGGAGCAAUUGCCUUUGUUCUGCUCGUGGACAAAGAGUUCAGCAUCAAAUUGGGAGCCAAGGACACUGAGACUAAGUAUGGUAUCAGAAUCGACAAUCUAUCCAGGACUUUGAUCAUCAAAUGCAACAAUUACCGUCACGCUCGCUGGUGGGGUCAAGAGCUUGAGGAAUUAAUACAUAAACAUGCCAAAAUUUUCCUUGAGGACCAGCGUUUCAAAUCUUUCGGACCUGUGCAUGAAAAUACGCUGUGCAAAUGGUAUGUAAAUGCUAAGGGAUACUUUGAAGAUUUGGCAGAUGCUUUGGAAGAUGCAAAGGAGGAAAUAUUCAUCACAGAUUGGUGGCUGAGUCCAGAAAUCUUUCUCAAGAGGCCGGUGGUGGAAGGGAAUUAUUGGAGGCUGGACUACGUACUCAAACGCAAAGCUCAACAAGGAGUGAAGAUUUUUGUGAUUCUCUACAAAGAGGUGGAGCUUGCACUAGGCAUCAACAGUGAAUAUAGCAAGCGGACACUAAUGCGCCUUCAUCCCAACAUUAAGGUGAUGAGACACCCAGACCAUGUCUCCUCCACUGUGUACCUGUGGGCACACCAUGAGAAGAUCGUUGUCAUUGACCAGUCGGUUGCGUUCGUUGGUGGCAUUGACUUGGCAUACGGGAGGUGGGACGAUGAUAAGCAUCGGCUGACCGAUGUGGGCAGUGUCUCACGGAAUGUCUGCUCUCAAUCCAUUGCAUCCAACAACCAAACGGCACUCAGUACUGUCACUGGGACCGAGGAAGACCAGACACCCAAAGCGAAGGUGACACUUGAAAAGAGUACAGAGGGAGAGGAUGAGGUGGACUCAUCCAGGAUGAAGGGUAUCGGCAAGUCUAGAAAACCCUUCCCCAUGCUGAACCUGGUCAGACAACUGCAACGACAGAACUUGGAGCACUGCGACAGUGUGAGUAGCAUCGAUAGCACAGAGCAUGGUUGGUUUAACUCUUCCAACAGCCAGUGGAACUUAAUCAGGGAUAGGUUGCCCAACUUGAAGAGAUUGUAUCACCAUGCCAGCAGUCCCAGCCCCUCUCGACCAGAGAACGACAGGAAUUCAGAAAGUGGUCCACACGCAAAUAUCGAUGAAUUGGUCGGACAGACGAGGUUCUGGCAUGGGAAGGACUAUUGCAACUUUGUCUACAAAGACUGGGUCCAGCUGGACAAACCAUUUGACGAUUUCAUUGACCGUUACAACACUCCCAGAAUGCCUUGGCAUGACAUUGCUUCAGUGGUGCAUGGGAAGGCCGCUCGCAGUGUGGCACGGCAUUUCAUCCAACGUUGGAACUUCACAAAGAUUGUUAAAGCAAAGUAUCGGCCUCUGUCCUACCCAUAUCUUGUGCCAAAAUCAAUGUCAACAGCAAAUGAGUUGAGGUACCAAGUGCCUGGAUCAGUCCAUGCUCGAGUGCAGGUGCUGCGAUCAGCUGCUGAUUGGUCGUGUGGGAUCAAGUAUCAUGAAGAAUCGAUUCACAACGCAUACAUACAUGUUAUUGAAAACAGUAAACACUACAUCUACAUUGAGAACCAGUUCUUCAUCAGUUGUGCUGACAACAAGUACAUCUUCAAUAAAAUUGGUGAUGCCAUUGUACAACGAAUCCUGAGGGCUUACAGGGCGAAGCAGAGGUUUCGUGUCUAUGUAGUGACGCCCCUGAUGCCAGGUUUCGAAGGAGACAUCUCGACAGGGGGAGGGACUGCAAUCCAGGCUGUCAUGCACUUCAACUACAGGACCAUCAGCAGAGGAGAAAACUCAAUUAUUGAACAACUGAAGAAAGAAAUGGAUGAUCUGUGGAUCAAUUAUUUCUCCGUAUGUGGUCUCCGGACCCACGUGGAAUUGAACGGACGGUUGGUCACUGAACUCAUCUAUGUCCACAGCAAAAUGCUGAUUGCAGAUGACAACACAGUCAUUAUCGGUUCAGCAAACAUCAAUGAUCGAAGUAUGCUGGGAAAGAGAGACAGUGAGGUCGCGGUGAUUGUGGAGGAUACAGAGUUUGUGCCGUCGGUGAUGGACGGGGCAGAGUACCAGGCUGGGAAAUAUGCUCUGCACCUCCGACUACACUGCUUCAAGCUUAUUCUGGGGGGUCUAAAUGAUCCAACCAUCGAAGUGCAAGACCCCAUCAGUGAGAAGUUCUUCAAAGAAGUCUGGAUUCCAACCAGUGCACGGAAUGCUACAAUAUAUGAAAAGGUCUUCCGGUGUCUCCCAUCAGAUCUCGUGAGGAACAACAUUGAGCUGGCAGAGUUCAGUGCCAAAGCGGGCCUGCACGAAGAAGAUCCAGAAAAAGCGGUGGAAGAACUGAAGAAAAUCCGGGGAUUCUUGGUGCAAUUCCCAUUCUGCUUCUUGUCUGAGGAGAACCUCCUUCCAGCAUUGAGUACGAAAGAGCGGAUGGUCCCAAUGGAGGUGUGGACAUGAGGGAACAAGAGACAAUGACAGAGAGAGUGCGGGAGGUUCCUUGUCCACAAAGAGAAGGGACGCAGCAACCUGGUUGUCUUCCUAUUAUGUCCAAUAGUGGUGAAGGUAUCUAUUGGAGACCAAUAUUAUGGUGAAGAAUUGAGGAGUUAGAUCAAUGGUUUCAUCACUCAGGAUAAUUUAACCUUGGCAGUGGUGCUAAAAGACAAAUAGGAUCCAUCCAUUCAAAGUUCAACCCAGGGACAAUGAAGUAGAACUUAUGAAUUUUUUAAAUCCUUGUUAUCACACAAAGCAGACACUAAAUAUGGAGGAAUUCAAACUUUUGAACAUCUGUCUCUAUCGGACUUGAUUGAAGAUUGUUUUAACCUUUCUCUUGAUGUGAAUUGUUAUUUCCUCGUGGUGCACAUGUGGGUCAAUGCUGGGGAGUGGAACUUAAUGAUGUCUCCAACACUCUCUGACACUUGCCUAGUUCAACUAAAGAAUGGUCAGUCUUAGCUUAGAGCUCCAGUAACUCUGCCUCAGAAUUGCUCCACAGUCUGGACCUCCCUGCCAGGUCUCCAUUUUCCCAACUGAUCCCACCUACGGCCUUUUUCUUUUUGGUCGCCUUGGGGGCCUUGGGAAUAUCUCCAGCGGGUCAGUGUAAGGUCAGAAACCCUUCCUAUCAGGGGAAAUAGUUCACUUUCUCACUUCCGCAUCAUCCGAGCCCCGACCUACUGAACUCUACACAAUCAGGUCCAAGUUAGGGCAGUUUUGUCACACAGUAUUUACACACAAGACUCAGCUUUAUCUGCUCCCUGCUGGAGCACCACACGCACCUGCUCUCACAUUUCUUCACCAUAUCCCUCUAUCCCUUUCUCCCUCAAUUGUUUAUCCUGUUUCCCCUUAAAUCAAUUUGUACUCUUCACCUCCCUCUGGUAAUGAACUCUACAUUCUCAGCUGUUUCCAAAACAAAAUGGCCACCUCUCUCACCAGGGAGCGAUAUCAUACUGUUUUCUGUUAUUGUCAUGUUUGACCAACAGAAAAAUAAUUUCCAGUUCCGAAGAGACCUAUUUGAGUUCAAAUGUAAAUCCAAUCUUCCCUCCACAGAGGCUGAGUUUCUCCAAGACUUAAUGUUUAAAUUUCAAAUCUCCAGCAUCCACUAUGUGCAGAUCUUAUUUUAUUAAUGUAUAAUAUAAUAGAUAAUGUUUUGCUUUCAUUGAUAGUUAACUGUUGGUCAUCAUGCAACUAUGAAUUCUCCAUGCCAGCGCCUCUAUCAAUCAGAGUCCAUUUGCCAACUUUGUUGUCUCAUACAGUAGGAAUGUGUUCUUCCCAUUUUCUUUAAUAUUUCUUAUGAAUUGCCUUGUUGAGUGCAAGGUGAGAACUUCAACAGAAUUUGUCUUUUAUCAAUAAUAUUUUAAUUUUGUGGGAAAUAAUUAAUUUGGUCAGAAAAAGGAUUCAUCUCUGGGUUGCGUGUCUGCUCUUACCCAGCAGGUGACAAUACAGUCCUCUCUGGUUUUUCUUUCUCUUAUUAUUCUUAAAAUGCUGCCUGUCACACGGUGAUGUUUCUCAGUCUAGUGGCUUGCAGUGGAAAUAAAUGCCAAUGUAAAAAUGUUCCUAGCUCCAUGUUCGAAGCAGAGUAAAGCACCCAUCUUUACCCACCCCAGUCAGGUACAGCAUGGGUUAGCCACAGAGUGAAUGGUACAAUCCAGGUUGGCCAUUACUUAGGGAGUGCUGUAUGGUCAGUGGUGCUGGCUUUCAGAUGAGACAUUAAAUUCAAGGCCUAUCAGAUGAGCCUUUAGAGGUUCCAUGGCAAUAAACGGAAGACUCAUUGAAAACACAAGAGUGUGCUGUUUAGCUCACUGCUGUUGGCAGUGCCUUAUUGUUCCUGGGUCAAGUAUAGAGUAGGAUGCAGAGCAAAUCGCACAACAUUCCAAAGCAUUUUUCACCCUUGUGUUCCUUCAUAGAAUCCCUACAGGGCAGAAAUAGGCCAUUUAGCCCAUCAAAUCAACCCUGAACCUUAAAGAGCAUCCCACCCAAUCCCUGUAUUUGUCAUGACUAAUGCAUCCCUGUGCACUACAGGAUAAGUUAGCAUGGUAUAUCCACCAAACCAGCACAGCAUUGGACUGUGGGAGGAAACCAGAGCACCUGAGGGAAACCCACACAGACAAAUGCGGGAAAUAUGCAAACUCCACCCAGACAGUCUCCCAAGGGUGGAAUUGAACCUAUGUCCCCACUGUUGUGAGGUAGCAGUGCUAACCACUGAGCUACCACACCUUCAUUCCAUGUUAGAUGAAGAAAAAUGAUACUGUUGUGGUGUAGUAGAUUUAUACCUCUCUGAACUUAUAACUGACCCAGAGACAGACUUUCAUCAUCAACUGCCUGGAUCAUGUUUGAACCCACGUGCCAAUUAGUCUGAAGUUAUUUCCCUUUUAGGUGCCCUUAAUCUGGUAAAACAUCACAAGCAGCCUCUCAGGAUUGAUCAUUAGUGAAUGUUAACACUCAUGAAGGGUGGCACGGUGGCUCAAUGGUUAGCACUGCUGCCUCACUGCACCAGGGCUCGGGUUUGAUUUCAAUCUCAAGUGACUGUGUGGAGUUUACAUAUUCUCCCUGUGUGUGCGUGGGUUUCCCCCCAGAUAGUCCAGUUUCCUCCCACAAUCCAAAGAUGGGCAGGUUAAGUGAGUUGGCCAUGCUAAAUUAUCCAUAGUGUCCAGGGAUUUGUAGAUUAGCUACAUUAGCCAAGGGUUAAAUGCAGGGGAAUGGAUCUGGGUGGGUUACUCUUUGGAAGGUCAGUGUGGAUUUGUUAGGCCAAAUGGCCUGUUUCCACAAUGUAGAGAUUCUAUUCUAUUUUAUUCAACCACAUGAGACAUUACAACAGGGGACCAGAAACAUGAUCCAUGAGAGACUCUGAAAGGAGGGCAGCCAGAGAGUAAUAGUGAGGGAAUUCUAGAGCAGCAGGAUCAGGGAGCUGAAGGCACAGGAACCUGUGAAGGAGCAGUUCAGAAUGAGAAUCUCAAGAGGCUGGAAUUGGAGGAGUGCUGAGAUCUCAGAGGGCUGGGGGGAGACAACUGAGAUGUAGAGGGCCAGGCCAUGGAGGGACUUGAAAAUCAGGAAGGGCAUUUAAAAUGAGGUGUUACCAGUUGGGAACCCAGUGUGGGUCAACCCCUGUGCACAGGGGUUUGCUGAUGAUAUCGACAGGACUCACUGCGAGUUACAGGUUUCAGCUGUGUUUAUGUCUGCUUAAAGGUGGGAGAGUGGUGAGGGAGCACUGGGGAUAUUCCAGUCCUGAAGCGACAAAGUGACAAGGAUGAGGGUUUCAGUCAAGGCAAGUGUGGUAAUGGCAGUUCUGCUGAUGCAGGGGAAUUGGAUUUCAGGGUCAAAACCACACCAAGGUUGGUUGAAGCAAUGCAGAAGCUAAGUCUCUUCGGAAGGAUUGGAUGGAGUACUGUCAUCCAGUGCUGUGGUUUUACCAACAAUAACUGCAUAUGUUUAACAUUUUACAUGUAGCAAAAUGUUUGAAACAGCUGUGCUACCAAAGAAAAUGAGGCACUGAGCUACAUGAGGAAAUAGUGGCAAAGCUCAGAUGGGUGUUCAGGAGAAUUCUAAAGAAAGAUGCAGGCGUGGAGAGGCUUAGGAAGGAAAUCACUAAACCCUGCGGUCUCAGCAACUGAAGACACGCCCAUCAGUAACUGGGGACGUAUAAGAGGCUAGAAUUGACUUUGCUCAGUCCCGCCCCUACCUUCCACACAUUACAAAAUAAUUUGCUGAGCACGGUUGAUCUCACUGUUGGUGAGCAGCUUGUUAAUUCAUCCUGUGCACAAACUUUCAAUAUUACUGGAUCUGCCAGUGGCUUUCUGAACUGAGCUGGGAUAUAAACGCCAGCGAAACAAAGUAAAACUCUCAGACUAGAAAGAUUUCAAGGUUGGUCCUUUGCUUGGUCAGCCCUCACACUCCAGAACUAGAGGUUCUGUUUAAAAAUAGGGGACCUCCUGUUUCAGACAGAGACAUGGAGAGUGUUGUGACUCUUUGAAAUGUUCUUCCUGUCAAGGUGGGGGGAAACAGAACCUUUGGCUAUUUUAAAGCAAAGACAGAUACAUUCUCGAUAAGCAAGAGGGGUGAAAAGUUAUCAGAGGUAUGUGGGAAUGUAAAGUAGAGGUCACAAUUAGAUCAGCUAUUAUCUUAUUUAAAUGGCAGAAAAGACUUGAGAAGUCAAAUGGUCCCUUAUAUAUAUGUAUGCACAAAUGUGCUUCCAAAAUCAUUGAUGUUUUAUUAAGUGCUUUUCCAUUUUGACAAUGUAAACCAAACCAUUAGCUGCUUUGUGUAAUUUUUGUAAUGAGACGAUCGUAGUGAGAUAAUACUUAAGACAUUGGAUGAUAUCGGUGGCUAUUUCUUGCCAGUACUGGUGCCCGUGUGUGGGUAUGGAUAGUGUAACUGAAAAAGUGAACCCACUGUGACUAUGGCAAAGGUCUUGUUUUCCAGUCAAUAAAGGACUCUAACGGCCAGACGCUUAGGUCAGAUGUGCACCCUGCAUAAGUCGGUGUCCCAUACAGGCUGUAAACUUUAACCUUGUAAAUACUACACUGAGAUUCUGUACCACAGUGAAGGCUGUUUCCUGAUACCCAACCAUCAGAGAUAUACACCCCAGAAACAAGAGUCAUGUAACUAUCAUUAAUCCAUUAAAACAAACUGGUUAUUCAUAAUUUGUUUUCUAAAAUAAAUGAUCUAUCAUUAUUA
This is a messenger RNA of Hemiscyllium ocellatum (epaulette shark), 8156 nucleotides long. RefSeq names its product phospholipase D1-like. The transcript has 27 exons. The coding region runs from base 210 to 3449 and encodes 1079 amino acids. Gene Ontology annotation, biological process: cell motility; intracellular signal transduction; regulation of microvillus assembly. The record is from RefSeq and is a predicted model, not a curated record. Gene Ontology annotation, molecular function: D-type glycerophospholipase activity; phosphatidylinositol binding. NCBI's taxonomy places the organism in Eukaryota, Metazoa, Chordata, Chondrichthyes, Orectolobiformes, Hemiscylliidae.